CAUGGCGGAGCACAGGGCGAUUCACGUCGGCGCAUUCAGCGAUGGCGAUCCGGCGGCAGCAUGCAAGGUGGUGAUGACUCCCACUCCAGUGCCAGGACGCGGUCAGGUGCUGCUCAAAGUGCUGUGCCGCCCGGUGAAUCCCUCGGACGUCUUGUGCAUCCAAGGGAGGUACUCCGGCGUUCCCAAGGAGUUUCCCUUCGUUCCUGGGCUUGAAGGGAUGGGAGAAAUCCGAGAGCUUGGGGACGGAGUGACCGGUUUUUCAAGGGGGCAGCGAGUGUUCCAUAUCUUUCCAGGCGCAGGAUCAUGGCAAGAGUAUGCUCUCGUCCCGGCUGCAGACAUCAUUCCCAUUCCGGACGUGAUUUCGAACGAGAUCGCCGCUCAGUUUUUCGUGAAUCCUUGGUCAGCGUUUGGAAUGCUGGAAGUUCUUGGCGUCCCGGAGGGAGAAUACGUGCUGCAAACAGCUGCUGGAUCAGUGCUGGGAAGGAUGUUUAUCCAGCUAGCGCAUCAUCGAGGAGUCAAGACCAUCAACCUUGUUCGUCGGGACGAACAGAAGGAAGAGCUCAAGGCCAUUGGCGCUGACGAGGUCAUCAAUCUCAAGGACGAAGGCAUUGUGAAGCAAGUGAGUGAAAUCACGGGUGGUAAAAUGGCCUACGCCGCCAUCGACGCUGUUGGAGGUGAAGUAACAAAAGUGGUGUGCUCGAGUGUGAGACCCAGAGGAACAGUGCUCUCUUACGGUGCGCUCGAUGGCAAAAUGGACGCUCACGCCGAUGUGCGCGACCUUAUCAAUCGACAAGUCAAGCUACAUGGGUUCCAUCUGUCAAGGUGGGUUGACACAUUCGAUGCUCCCGGCGUUCGCAAGGUCGCCGAUACCAUCUUCGAGCUCAUGGCCAAGGGAGUUAUGGUUCCCCUUGUUGGGGAGAAGUUCCCUCUCGAGAGAGCAAAAGAAGCGAUUCGUAAAAGCCUGUCUACUGCUCGAGGUGGGAAAGUUUUGUUGGUCAGCUCUUAGAUGAGCCACACGGACAUUUUUGCUAUGAAAAGUUCUUGUGAAUCUUGAGAGUUCGAUAGAGGUGAAACCCAUGGAAUCGACAGAGUAACUUUUCUCU
Molecule: messenger RNA, 1103 nt
Organism: Selaginella moellendorffii
Lineage: Eukaryota; Viridiplantae; Streptophyta; Lycopodiopsida; Selaginellales; Selaginellaceae
Product: enoyl-[acyl-carrier-protein] reductase, mitochondrial-like
Exons: 6
Coding region: 2-1006 (334 amino acids)
Molecular function (GO): oxidoreductase activity
Source: RefSeq, a predicted model, not a curated record